Aureobasidium subglaciale EXF-2481 is the source of this 655-nucleotide messenger RNA. RefSeq lists its product as uncharacterized. The record is from RefSeq and is a predicted model, not a curated record. NCBI's taxonomy places the organism in Eukaryota, Fungi, Ascomycota, Dothideomycetes, Dothideales, Saccotheciaceae. The transcript has 3 exons. Bases 133 to 627 code for a protein of 164 amino acids.
GCUGCACUGCACCGUUUCAUCUGCACUGGAUCAAGGUGGACGCCGAGAGUUGAGAGUUGAGAGAGUGAAUCUGUUCGUUCGUUUUUUCAAUCUAUCCAUCCGGUUCAAGCAGCAAAUCGCGCCAGUCCCAUCAUGACAGACGCCCACUCUCCCUUCGACCACGACGGUGACAGUCUGAUGCAGUCUGGCAACUCGUCUCCGAAGCCGAGCACUCCCCACGCUCAGAUCCGCUCUAUUGCAAUCUCGGACCUGUCGCCUCCAAAUUCCCAAGGCGGUCCUCUUCCUCUCGACAUGCCCACGGUCGCUCCUUCGGCUUCAGGCGCAAACAUGAACGGCAAACGUCCCAUCUCGUCCAUCGACCCCUCUCAAGACCUCAAUGGCGGUGUCUCGCUGAGUGCACACAUUCCCACCGAUGCCCAAGUCAGCGCCAACGCUGCCACCACCUACCAGUACACCAAGCCCGAGGACGCACCUGGCUACGCCUGGAAGAACAAGAAGGCUCAAGACGACUUCAACCGCGCCUGGGAAUCGCUUGUAGACAAGAACCGUAUCAUCGGCAACAGGUACGGCGAUCCUUUUGCCAUGGCCGAUCGCGAGCUCUCCAUGAUGAACUCGCGCCAACAGUGAUGGCCAUCUCAAGUCUACACUGACGAUC